AUGUCGUCGAUCAUGGCCCAGGCCAGGCGAGUCCCGAUUUCUGACCUCCCCCAGGAGCUAUAUGAUAAGAUCGCAGAGCAUGUCGUCGAUAACAACGUGAACCCAUAUAACAAAAAGGAGCUCCAGUCCAUCCAGCUAGUCAACAGAGCCUUCUACUGGAGUGCUGCGCGCCUGAUAUUCAAGAGCGCUGGAUUCACUCUCCAGCGCAGCUGGCCUUGCGUCCCUUUGGGAUUCAGCAGCUUCUCAAAAAGCGACAAGGCGCGUUUUGUGCACAAGGUGUGUAUCUGCGACUCAUCGAUUAUUCCUGACGAGCCCUAUAAGCCAGCGGAUCUGCACUCCAGGACUCAGGAGAUAGCGACGACACUUGCCCAGUUCCCGGCGCUGAAAAGGGUGUCUAUAUGGUUCCACCAGGGUAUAUUUCCUGAAGAUAAUCAGGAUCCAGACACCAGCCGCACUCUGGCUGCAUCUAUCUGUGAAGGACUGCCGAAAGGCCUCCAGAAGCUAUCCCUCCACAAUCUAGACACCAGCCUGGUCGGCAUCCUGACUCAAUCCACGGACUCAUCGCCCUGUAUACUCUCGUCCCUGCAGUCCUUUACAUUCAAGGCCACCGGCGCCGAAGCCAGAGAUAUAUCUGGCGACGAGAUCCUCCUCGCCCUUCGAAACGCUCCCAAUCUAGAAGAAUUCAGCCUCUCCUCCGUCACACAGCUCAGCAAAGAUGCAAUCGACCAAUUCACCACCGGACCCAACAUACCUCCUCUCCGCCGCCUCAAGCUCGACCGCGUCGCCAUUCCAGCACCAGCCUUUCCAACCCUCCUGCUCGCCUUCAAAGACACCCUCCAAGACCUCUACCUGCACAACGCAUGGCUUGAAAAACAACGCUCCACCACCACCACAGACUACAACGACGACCCCCCCUGGGCCAAAAUAUUCAAACUCCUCCGCACCAACUUCCCCAAUCUAACAUACCUGCGCGCUGCCCAGUGCGAUCUUCCUCGCAAGCCCCGCCCCUGGGGACACAUGGUAGCCCUCGGACUCCCACCCCUGAGCCCAGACUUCAGGGAAGAGGAAACCACAAACGCGUACCACCGGUGUAUCGCGCACCUAGAGACCAACCGGGCACGACUUGGCCGCCCGGCGCCCGAGUGGGAGAGCAUGGAUGCGUGGCACCCGUAUUUCAACACCCUGCCGCGCCAUUCUUCCACCGAUGAUGAGUAUAUCUCCAAGGCUGGGCCUAGGGCCGAGGCCUGGGAAAGAGGUAGUAGGAGGAGGAGGGGGAGGGGGGGGAGGCCUGGGGUUUGGGCUGUGCAUAGCACGUUUCGGAGGUAUUGUGUUGGCUUGCCGGACGGGAGUGGGAAGAGGGAGCUCAGGCCGAGAAUUCUUCGGGUGUUUACGUGUAGUUGUGAGUGA
Messenger RNA from Aspergillus versicolor CBS 583.65, 1407 nucleotides. RefSeq lists its product as uncharacterized. The record is from RefSeq and is a predicted model, not a curated record. Bases 1 to 1407 code for a protein of 468 amino acids. The transcript is spliced from 2 exons. Lineage: Eukaryota; Fungi; Ascomycota; Eurotiomycetes; Eurotiales; Aspergillaceae.